AUGCUCGCAUCUCUCCUCUUCGCCCUUGUCACCGCUGUCGCUGUCAAGGCCGAAGGACAGGGCCUCCAGUGGCCCACAAAGGAGGACGGCGACUACGCACUCAUCAGCACCCCCGCCCCGGCUGGCCGAUACCCCUACGAGGGCUUCAAGAAUGGUCGCACCGUCAACCUCCGCACGCCCGACCAGACCCGCUCCUGGAUCUUCACCGAGGGGCAGUCAGGCCCGAUCCGCACCACGCACACGGCAGAGGACCCCGCGAAUGGUGGCAAGGUGCACCUGUGGCAGUGCUACGACGGCCUGAAGCAGCAGCAGUGGACGGUGCACAACGGCUCCUUCAUUGAGUUGACGGGUACCGGGCUCUGUCUCGACGUCACUGACGGGCACGCUGUCCCGACCACGUACCCUCCCGGAGGACCGAACAAGUGGCCUACAGGUGGACUGCAGCUGUGGGAGUGCGCAUGCAACGACAACCAGAAGUUCAUCACUGUGGCCAUGUGA
Molecule: messenger RNA, 498 nt
Organism: Trichosporon asahii var. asahii CBS 2479
Lineage: Eukaryota; Fungi; Basidiomycota; Tremellomycetes; Trichosporonales; Trichosporonaceae
Product: 19 kDa protein having G-X-X-X-Q-X-W
Exons: 3
Coding region: 1-498 (165 amino acids)
Source: RefSeq, a predicted model, not a curated record